CGUCGUCAAUUCGCUACAAAAUUUUGCGUAUCCCCCACGCAUCCGCGACGUUCUCGCUGUGCCGCCGCGGCGGGUUCACGGCGCAUCCGCUCCGCCCCGCAGUCGCUCGCAAACCGCUACUAUGGAUAAGGCCCUUAAGGGUGGAGCAGCCGUUGUACCUGAUACAGCGUUUAGGUUGUUGAUGUCUAUGGGCUCUAUGGUAACCACUUAACACCAGUUAGGCCGUGAGACUGUCUGCCAUUUUAUUGAUUUAAAACCUUUAUACUCGAGUCUCAUUGCUUAGCAACAACAUAACAACAAAUAUAUUUUCAACAAGCAAUCAAUAUAAAUAAUUGGGUGUACCGUGAUAUCUUUAGAAGUAAAGCAACAAAUAGGAAAUCAAAUAUAUUUUAAAUAAAUUCGUUAUAAAAUGUUGUCUAUACCGGAGAGAGCAGCACAAAUUAUAGACACACAGGAGCAGCAAUUAGACGAAAUCAAUUCUCGGACUAUUUUCUUAGCAGGCAGUAAAAACGUGGGUAAAUCAACACUGCUUCAUAUGUUUUUGGAAAAAUUAGAAACUCCACGGAACACUCUUGUGUUAGAAUAUUCAUUUGGAAGAAAAACAAAUCUUAAGCAAGCAAUUGAUAAAAACGUGUGUCAUAUUUGGGAAUACGGUGGAAAAUUAGACAUGUUAAAGAAUGUUUUGCCUGUGCUGCCUAAAACGAAGAAUUACUAUUAUUGUAUAAUGGUUGAUCUGAGUAAACCGAAGACCUUAUUGCAAACCAUCGAAAUAUGUGUUCAUGCAAUGAAUGAAACACAAUCUAUAUCCGAUAAUUGUGUAACAAACUUGAUUAUUUUGUGUGGAAAAUAUGACCUGUUUAAGAAUUUUGAUACAGAAGCUAAAAAGAUUGUCUGCAGUACUCUUAGAAGUGUGGCACUACUUAAUGGCGCGCACUUAAUGUUUUAUUCAUCCAAAGAAUCGAUGUUAGUUAAACGAGCUAAAGACAUUUUUAGCAGUAUUGGUUUUGAGAAUGGGAUUUCUAUCAAAGACAAACAAACAAAUCCUACAAAACCACUUUUUAUAAAUAAAGGGGCAGAUACCUGGGAAAAUAUUGGGGUGGCAAGAUCGACUUUCGAUGAGAUAAAGCAAAGGUAUUACUCUAAAAUACCUCUUGAUUCGUCGGGUGAUGUUACGACUGUUAAAACAGGACUAAAGAAGACGCACCCUGAGGCCGACAUCGAUAAACUCAUCGCUCUCAAGUACGAUGAAUUACGUGAAAUGGAAACACUCGAAAUCGACAUAAUGUCCAUUGUUGACUAUUUAUGUUAAAUAAGCCUAUGAAAAUAACGU
Molecule: messenger RNA, 1330 nt
Organism: Bombyx mandarina (wild silkworm)
Lineage: Eukaryota; Metazoa; Arthropoda; Insecta; Lepidoptera; Bombycidae
Product: cytoplasmic dynein 2 light intermediate chain 1
Biological process (GO): intraciliary transport involved in cilium assembly; intraciliary retrograde transport
Cellular component (GO): ciliary basal body; cytoplasmic dynein complex; axoneme
Molecular function (GO): dynein heavy chain binding
Source: RefSeq, a predicted model, not a curated record